CGGCGUGACGUCAUCAGCGCUGCGCCGGGAGCUGUGUAUGAAGAAGGGAGCUGGUGCUGGGGCUGGGCGAGCGAUGGCCGUGCGGAGCGGGGAGAGGCGCUGUGUGUGAGGGAUGCUCGGGGCGGAGUGGGCCCCCAGGCACACACUGUGACACUCUCUGUGAGUGUGUGAGCAUGGGAAUCCUCUUCUCCAAGAUAUGGAGGCUGUUCAGCCAUCAGGAGCACAAAGUAAUCAUUGUGGGAUUGGAUAAUGCAGGGAAAACAACAAUAUUAUAUCAGUUCUCAAUGAACGAAGUUGUGCAUACGUCACCUACAAUAGGCAGCAACGUGGAAGAGAUAGUUGUUAAUAACACACGAUUUCUGAUGUGGGAUAUUGGUGGUCAAGAAUCCUUACGUUCUUCAUGGAAUACCUAUUAUACAAACACAGAAUUUGUAAUUGUCGUUGUGGAUAGCACAGACAGAGAGAGGAUUUCAGUAACUAGGGAAGAACUCUAUAAAAUGCUGUCACAUGAGGAUUUGAAAAAAGCUGGUCUGCUAGUCUUCGCAAACAAGCAGGAUGUAAAAGAGUGUAUGACUGUAGCUGAAAUCUCACAGUAUUUGAAGCUUACGUCUGUGAAGGAUCACCCCUGGCAUGUACAGGCUUGCUGUGCGCUGACUGGAGAAGGAUUGUGUCAAGGACUCGAAUGGAUGAUGUCACGGCUUAAGUCGAGAUGACCACAGCUGCCUGUGUAAAGAGACAUUGCAUUCACAACAUACUGUAUUUAUGGAUCCCUGGUCUGCUGCAAACUAACCAAGAUGUAUUUAUAAUUGUGUCCCAGAGGUUUCACUGUCAAGAGAAAAAUGGCAAAAAAUUUCCCCAAAGGAAAAUUGCUUUUACACUUAAUAUUUCCCUUUUGAGGAUUCCAUUGCAUUUUUCACAAAAAAAAAAGCUGUGAUUGGCAUAAUUGUAUGUUUUAUUCAUUAAUGGCAGGAAGUCAAAGUAGAGAACCUUUUUUUUUUUUUUAGUUGUUUGGACAGGUCUGACUGUUUAAGGAGUAAAAUGUAACUUUUUGCCUGGUAACACCUAGCAGCCAAAUUAAAUUGUGCAAAUAAGGACUAAUCAGUAUUUUAAUUUGAUUUACAAGCAGAGCCUAGAUUAUGUACAUAUCUCUUUAUUUCCUGUGUUCUUGCAUGCUCAUAUGUUUGUACUUCUGUAUGUAUAAAAAGAAAAAAAAAUUGACUUGGUAACUAUCAAAUGGCACCAUGGUGACUGAACCCUUUUUAUUCUGGAAAGCUGAACAAUGCACUGCGGCAGUGUGUACCACUGACAGGGUUACGUGAUGUAAAUAUUUUCUUCCUCAUUUUGACUAUUUGUUCAUUUCAAGCAGAUUGAUAUGAAUGGUCUUUUAUUUAUUUCAUUAUUUUAAUUUUUUUUAAAUCCCAAGCCUGUUUUAACAUUUUGACAGUUUGAUUUCUGCCAUGAUCUAUCUAAACCACUUACACAGAAGAAACCUACAUUUUUAAUAAUAAACUAGGGUGUCGAGAUGUC
Messenger RNA from Pelobates fuscus (common spadefoot toad), 1527 nucleotides. It is a transcript of the gene ARL5A, whose product is annotated as ADP ribosylation factor like GTPase 5A. The transcript is spliced from 6 exons. Gene Ontology annotation, molecular function: GTPase activity; GTP binding. The record is from RefSeq and is a predicted model, not a curated record. Gene Ontology annotation, cellular component: trans-Golgi network; cytoplasm. NCBI's taxonomy places the organism in Eukaryota, Metazoa, Chordata, Amphibia, Anura, Pelobatidae. The coding region runs from base 174 to 713 and encodes 179 amino acids. Gene Ontology annotation, biological process: vesicle-mediated transport; intracellular protein transport; protein localization to Golgi membrane.